UACAGCACACACCCCAGAUUUCCCUGUCGGAGAUAUGGUGGUGAGAGCUGGUCACAUUCAAAGUUUAACACCGAGUUCAGGAGGAAGUGAAAAACAGUGAGGGUAGGGAAGUUGUGAUGUCUUUAUUCUCCAGGGUAAAGAAGAUCUUCAUCUCUGAGAAAAAGCCCCAAACGCCCUUGGGCUUCUGUGAUGGGCCUGGGAAGAGGAGUGAGUGGAGGAAUUGCCUAACAUGUAGGUGUGCAACUCCAGACAAAUAUGAUCACCUCAUGUAUGAUCCUGAUAAUGUAUUCCAUGCUGCAGUGUGCUCCGGGAAAGUUAGCAGAGUACAGAGUCUCUUAAGUCAGGAAAAAUGGAAUGUCAACGACAGAGAUAAUAACAACAGAACUGCUCUACAUUUUGCAUCCUGUUAUGGAUAUGAAGAAAUAGUAAAUAUUUUAGUGGAAAACAAUUGUGAAAUUAAUGCGACUGACAACCAGAAGAUAACCCCAUUGGUAAAGGCAGUACAAAUGUGUGAAGAAGCCAUCGUAUCUUUACUCCUUGAAAAUGACGCUGACCCAAAUAUAAAGGACGCAAAUGGCAACACAGCUCUGCACUACGCAGUUUACGUGGGCAAACCACCGAUUGCUGCCCUUCUUCUUUCUUAUGGAGCCAACAUCGAGGAAAAGACAAAGGAUGGCUUCACUCCUCUACUCCUGGCCCUCAGAGAAAACCAGCUACUAGUGGCAGAAUUCUUAAUAGUAAGGGGAGCAAAUAUACAUGUGUCUGAUGACCGGCAAAGAACGACGUUAAUGUAUGCUGUCAAAUCUGACUCAAAACAUAUUGUUGAUCUUCUGCUUAAGCGUGACAUUGAUGUAUUUUUAAAAGACUCCUUCGGCUGGAAUGCAGUGAGAUAUGCUAUUAUCGGUAAUCGUAAAGUUGCCCGUGCUAUUUUAGACUGUCAAGAUUCAAUAAUUAGACAUAUCCGAAGGUCCAAUCAAGUAUAUGCUUCUGAAGACUUCUCUUUGUACAGAACUCUUACGGAAUCUUCUUCAGGAAUUACCUUGUUUACACCACUUAGGGAUAAGUUUAGUGCCCACAUCAAGGGUAUAUCUGGGAAUACAGCAAUGAAGGAAGCACACAGUGAAGCUCCCCCUAUACAUGAGGCAAGAAAGGAGGAAGGAAACCCUGAAAAUGGACCAGAGGAAGGUGCGGACCCUUUGGUGAAGACAUAAACUUCAUGCUAAGUUCCAGCUCAGAGGCUCCUUCAUCGCACAUGUUUAAGAGAUUGCCUCUUUGAAUCCAUGACUCAAGACAGCUCAGUGUUUAAAAAUUCACCUUUUCGGACCUGUGGGUCAUGUCACUUCUUGAUUACUGAGUUGCCUAUCUGUGCUGGUGGGUAAGGUCAGGCCAUGCUUAAACAAGUGUUUCUAGGAACGCGUGGGUUAGCUGCACGGAAGGUGAAGAAACCACCUCUCUAAGGUGUGGAUGGUUUCAGAGCCUUGUUAAGCACCACCUUCAUGGGCCCAUGAGUGAGGUCAGCACAUACUUAAGAAAUGACCUCUCUGGCGCUGUGGGUCUGGUCAGCUAAUUUCUAGGAGUGGACUCAUUGGGUCUCUGGGCUAUAUCAAGUAAGUUCACUUUUUAUCAUAUCGCUUAUAUCACUUUAAGUGCUUAAAGACAAACAGUAAUAUCACCACACAUUGUGUAACCGUAACUCCUGUGUUUAAAUUCUGGCUCGGUCACCAACCAGUGAUAAUGAACUUGUCCUUCCCUAUCUAUGCCGAACUCCUCCUUUUACAACCUCACAAGAUUGUUGUGGCGCAUCCACAUAGUUUCACACAUGUGCUUAGAAUAAUGUGUAUUCAUUGUAUAGUCGGUCCUGAAAAAUAUUAAUUGCUGUUUAGAGUUUUUUGGGUUUUAUUUAUUUAUUUAUUUAUAUUUUACGUACAUUGGUGUUUUGCCAUGAGUGGGUAUCCUGGAACUAGAAUUACAGACAGUUGCUGGGAAGUGAACCCGGGUCCUCUGGAAGAGCAGUCAGUGCUCUUAACCACUGAGCCAUCUCCCCAGCCCCUGUUUAGAGUUUUUAAAGGUUUGUCAGAUCCAGACUUCAGAACUUAUAUGUUGGUGUUAGUGCAUUUAAAAAAUACUUUUUAUUGAUAAUUUUUAUCUUUUGUCUCUUAUUUAUCCACUGACAAUUUUAAGCCAUGUACAUGAAUCUCAAUUCUGUCUACUCCUAGCUUUCCCCCUUCAGAAUUCCUGGACACGUUUCAGCAUGCACCUUCCCUCCUAAAUGUUUUCAUUAUUUUGUGACUCACUGAGUCUUAGCGAAGUCCACUAGAAUACUGACUGGUCUUGUGCUUUCAAGAUUAAUCUUAAGAGAUGAAAUUAAUAUAUGGACUCCAAACCCUACCCAAAGUUUCUUAAGGUGGCAGAGCCUGCUAAAUUCACAACAGUUUAAAAAGUUGAAUCCCUCUUCUUAACACUGUAUCUUUAACUAAUCUCCCAUUGUUCAUUGGUCUAUUAUUCUCACAAGUCUUCCUUACCUCGAGUGAAUGCAAUAUAAGUAUGUAACGGACAAAAUAUUGUUGAUCCCGAUAGCAUCCUUUGACCAACACUGAUGAAGAAAAAUUAUUCAUUAUAGAAUUGUGACGACCGUUAAGAGCUUCAGUUUCUCUUUUCACAGAAUCUCCAGUUCUAGCUCUUAUCCUGAAAUUUAAUAGAAAUUCCACUUCUUAUAUCUCCACCUCAGACAUAAACACAGGAUUAUUGUUCAUUCCAGCUUGAUCCAGCCUACCAGUCUGCUCAAUUUUAUAAUGAGGUCCAUCUCAAGUUCUAAGUGUGAACUAUGUGGAGUUUUAUGAAGUUUAGCACAUGCAGUCUCUUACAAAGUAACAUUAGCCACCAUUUUUUUCUCAAUCCCACCAUAAGAAGUGAACCACCUACUUUAUCAAUACUUAUAUGUGCACAAGCUCAAAUUACUGCUUCUACCAGUAGAAUCAUAGCCAUAAUAUGAUUUACGUAUCCACAAGCAAAGUCUGUCUGAACUCAUUGAUUUAACUGAAUGAGCUUCAAAUUUUGCUUUAAAUUUUUAAUGUUGGCCAUGUUUGCUGCAGGUUUAUUUGCUCUUUAUGUCAGAGUACACUAGCAUCAUUGUAAUAAAUUGCCUAGCUACUGUUUUUGAGAAGUGUUAUAUAGCCUUUGCCACAAGUUUUACUGAAAUCUGUAGUUAAAACUCUAUCACUUACCACUACAUUUAGAUUACUCUCAGUCCUGAUAUGAUCAAAUGAUGCAGUAUGCAGAAAUCCCUUCUCUUGUUUGUAUUUAUGUAUGUGCAUAUUUCUUUACCUAUUAUACCUAUUUCUACAGAAUUUUCAAAUAGUUAAUUUGAUAAAGUAAAUAACAGAGAUUAAAGCCCUUAUAUUUAGAAUUGUAAGAAUUGAACCUGCUUCUUCCAAUUCGAAACUCUCCUUGUCAUGAGUUACACAAUCUGUUAUUCUAAGCUAGAUGUCAGGUUUAUGUCUUGAAGCAUUUGUGUAUGACCUUCCUGGGUUAAUGUAUCCACUUAUUUAUUAUUUAUCUAACAUUGCCUCAGCAUCUUGACUACCACACAAAUCACACUAGGAUGUGAAUCUAAUAAAGAACUCUACUGCUUAUUUGCGAAGAAACUACACAAUAAUGUCUAAAUUGUGCAACUUCAUAAAGGAAUGUAUUUCUUCUCAUUUAUACUGGGUAUUAGCAUAUUUUAAUACCCAAAACUAGGUGUAGCUGUACAGAAGACUUUAAUUGCAUAUCAUCCAUUCUUCUAAUUAUGUGGACAGUUUUCCUAUUUCAGUUUUUAUUUAUUUAUACAAAACAUUACAACCAAGCACUAAUUUUGCCAAUCAAAUAUGUUUUUAAUUGUAAGUACAAUGACAAAGUACAAUUUCUCUAAUUUUUCUCAUCCAGAAAACAUUCUUUUGUGUUGAGACUGAAUUAACUACAGAAGAGCUCUUGGUUGAGAGACAGGUACAGACUUUUUCAUAUUUACAUUUCAGAACGCUGCUCUGGGGAUGCAAGCCCCAGAGAUUCGGCUGUGUUUCUUUUAAGAUGGCGUAUCACCUGCUUACUUACAAAGAGAAUCACUUUUGUUUUCCUCAAUCAACUAAUUGUACAAGUUCUUUCUCUGCCCUACAGAAAAGUAGGCUCAAUAGGAAUUGAAGCAAUGUUUUCCAAAUCUGAUGAAAACUCUAGACACACAUAUCUAAAAGUCUCAAUAUACACAAAGCAAAAAUCCAUGUGAAACAGCACUUGAACACACACACACACACACACACACACACACACACAAUGAAACUGCUGAAAUGGAGUAAUAGAAAACCAAAUAGUAAAAUAUCCACAGGAAAAAGACGUAUUACAAAAAGAGACAAAUAUAAAUGAAAAAGUUCUUUCUUAGAUAGGAUUUCUAUUGCUGCAACGAAACACCAUGAAACACUAAAAAGCAAGUAAGUGAGUUAAUGUGGCUUACAUUUGCAUGUAACUUCAUCAUGAGAGGAAGUGUGGAUACGAAGUCGAAAGGGCAGGAACAGGAGCUAACACAGAGAUGGCCAUGGAGCGGUGCUGCUUGCUGGCUUGCUCCUCGCCUGCUCAGCCUGCUUUCUUACAGAGUCCAGGACCAGAGCCCACGGCUGGUAUAGGAAAGAUUCUCAAGCUUAUAAAGACUUUUUAUUACUCCAUCAAAGCAUUUUCUUAUACAAGAUAUUGAAUUUAUUUGCAGGUUUUCUUUAUUAUAAAUAAUUCUCUUUCUUAUUUUUGUCUCCAAACAUUGGCAAAAUUGAAAUGACUUUUACAAAGAUAAUGAGGAAAAAUCAGUGCAUCAGUGCUCCCUUUAUAGUUCAUAGCUUUCCUCCUUGAUUUUCUCCCCUUUAGCAGCGUUUGCUGGAAGAGGGAACAGCAAUUUUCUCCAAAAGAGUGACCCUGGCUAAAGCACAGGGCAGGCCUCGCAUUUAGGAUUAGCAGACGUAUGACGGACUUGGCAGUGUCUGUGUGCGCAUGUGCGCGCUUGCAUACGUGCUUUUAUUUGGUUACGGUUUUACGACUUUUUUCUCUUUGUAUUUUAUUUUCAUGAUGUGGAGGGGGUUGUUGUAUUAGGUUUUUGUUUUUCAAGAAAGAAGUCAAAGUUGGUGGCUAGAAAGUGGACUUGAAGCUGGGCGGACUUUAGGGAGGGGAAAAUAUAUUUAAAAAACGAUUUUAAACAACACAAAGUAAACUUUAAAAAGGUAAAUGAUGGUAUUUUUCUGAGAUCUUGGAUGCCUAAUGGUUUCUUUGGAAAUAAAUGUAAUGAAAACCAAUUGUCGAGAUUCUAAACAUUUUGUCUUACAACAUUUUUUCCUUCAAAGAUAUUGAGGUUCUCCUUCAUUUGGUUAUUUAAUAACUUUUAGAAUAAAAAUAAAGACUAAUUAUAACUACCAUAAAUUUUUUACAUAAUUUUUAUUGAUUCUUUGGGAUUUCAUAUCAUGUACCCCAAACCCCUCAUUUCCCAAUACCUCCAUAUUUGUUCCUCACUCCCACAGUGUCCCCCAAAAGAAAGUUUAAAAAAAAUAAUAAUUCAAAACAAAACAAACGAAAACCGCACUGCGCUCCUUUCUCACCUCGCCAGCACCCAACCCUUCCGUCAUCCCAGCGGCACUGAGAGCUGCGGUGGGGCCCACAGUCCACCGUUUGUCCACUCAGCUUUACUGGCAAACGUUCGUUGCAAUCUGUUGGUCUGUUGGAGGCCUCUGACUUCUGGUGCACCAUCAAUACUGGGCCCUCACCAAAGCUCCUCUCAGACAUCCUGCUGUUGCCUCUAGUUAUGGAGAUCCUGCAGCGAUUGCUCCACAGAACCAGUCCCUUCACACAGUUCCACGGGUCCUAGAUGGAGUAGGUAUCAGGGUGGUCCAACUCAAAACCCUCGAUGUGACUCUGGGUGGUAGCUGAUUUGGUCAGUCCGGGCUGCUGGGAAUGCGCCCCUCAGAGGAGGGACAGUGUCAGCUCUUCUAAGCCCCUACUAUCAGGGCAAGAGGUGGAGCCAUCUGUCCCAUGGGGGGCGGGACCAACUGCUUUGCAAGGGUGGUUCUGGUUCAACAUGGCCUUCAGAUUCCAAUAACCAUGGUUCCUAUGGCCCCCUGGGGUAACAUGGGCCAUGGAGAGCAACACAGACCCUAGCUGCAGCAGGAUUACAGGCCCGGACAUGGCCCCAGGGGCAGCACAGACCACCAGAUCAGUAUGGCUCUGGCAGUGGCAUGGCCAUAGGACACCAACAUGGUCUCAGGUGACUGAUCAGAUCCCAGAAAUCCACGUGGCCUUUGGUGGCAAGAUAGGCCACGGAAGUCAGCACAGACCCUGGCUGCAGUAGGGUCACGGACCCGGAUGUGAUCCUUGACAGCAGCUUGGGCCCGAAAGUCACUGUGGCCCCAGGCCAC
Molecule: messenger RNA, 6419 nt
Organism: Myodes glareolus (Bank vole)
Lineage: Eukaryota; Metazoa; Chordata; Mammalia; Rodentia; Cricetidae
Molecular function (GO): protein binding
Source: RefSeq, a predicted model, not a curated record